This is a messenger RNA of Astrephomene gubernaculifera, 2474 nucleotides long. The record is from the annotation of a GenBank genome assembly. NCBI's taxonomy places the organism in Eukaryota, Viridiplantae, Chlorophyta, Chlorophyceae, Chlamydomonadales, Astrephomenaceae.
UCCUGCUGCCGCUACGUCGGUGGUAGCGGCCAGCAGCGGGGAACACAUCCGCAUGCGAGCUCUGCCGGAGCCGCAAGAAGGCGCCCAGCCCCCGCCUCCACCCGGUGUGUCCUUCGCCUCCGUUGACGAUGACGUCCUCGCCGCCGCCGCCGCCGGCAGCAGCAGCAGCAGUACAGGCGAUGUCGGCUCAGCAUCGUCCGCACCUGCAGCGGGUAGCAAUGCUGCCGCCGCCGCCGCCGCCGCUGCCACCGGUGCGAGCGAGGAUAGCGGUACCGGCAGCUUCGCCAGUGGUGGCAGCGUGGAUGACGCGGGAAGCGGUGUCAGCAGUACGGCAGGCGGUGGCCGUGGUGGUGGUGGCGGUACGGCAUCUACAUUACCUGUGUCGUUCGUGGCUAGCAGGAGCAUGGAUGUGAACUUGAGUGGCCUGUGGGAGAAGGAUGCGGCCGCAAGCCAGGAAUACGAGGCCAUGCUUGAUGUUCUGGAGCUAGGAGGUCUGCAAAAGGUGACGGCGCGACUGAUUGACGGCAUCGACAUACUGCAUGACGAGGAGCGAUUCGAAGUGGGGUUUGUUACCGUCGUACCGUUCUUCAGGGUUACGGAGCGCAGUCGCUUCCGCGGUACCAGCGCCAUGAUGCGCCGGGACCUGAGGUCGGGGCAGCAGACGGCGGUGGCGGCACGCAUGCCGGGCGGUGUGCGAGUGGAGCUGUCCUGGGGCGCCCCCCUGGCUGGCGGGCUGGCGGAGGAGUACGUGGUCAGCCAGGAGGGGGACGAGCUGGCAGUGACCAGCAGCAUAGACAUCGGGGGGCGGCAGGCGGCGGCGACACAGAUCUACCGGCGCAGCAACCGCAAGAAGAGCGACUUCCUGGCGUCAAAGAGAUCCUUGUACGGCAGUCUGGAAGACGUACUUCGGAGCCAGGAAAAGAAGUACGGCAAAAUUAACUAUUAGGAGUUUAGGAUCCAACAUAUAGUCAGCAGGGAUAUGGGCGUGUGCUCCGGGCGGCUUGCCGCACAAUAGCCGUACACGCAAUGCACGGGUUCUCUUUGCAUGGGUGGCUUCUGGGCGGUAUUUAGGACUUUCGGUGGGAGGUAGAGCAGUGACGAGUUAACGCCGUUGCGCCCGGUGCAUGGGCGUGUGCGGGGUGGCAAGGAAAACAACAGUUGAAAGGGAUUGAGCGGUUUUGGCCACUUAGCAUCAUUAACUGGGGAGGGAGACCUCUUACGAGCCCAUGCAGGCAUGCAGGCUGGCAGGGAGUGGAGGUGGGCUCAGGAGGUGGGAGGAGGGGGAGUGCGGAGGCUUAGUUGAAGGAUCAUCAGCAGGACAGGGUCCGAGCAGUAUCAUCCGCUGUUGGGGUGUUAAGAAACUUGUUGGGGUGUGUGUGCAUGAUGCAGGGAGUGUGUCGCUCCGGGUGACAGCGGUGCAGGGAGUGUAUUGACCUGCCGGACAGAGACGCAUAUUGGGUACACGGAGCAGCUGCUGGGGUCAUGAUGCUGGCUAGCUGGGUGGGGGCUUCCCCCUACGCACGCUAGGACAAAGGUCCCGGCAAGGGGCAGGAGCGGUGCCGUACUUGCAGCCGGGUAGGAUAGCCUUGGCGUGGGGCGUGUUACCGUGUCCCCAUCAAGCUUGUUGGGUUAGUUGCUGCUGCCAUGAUUGUUGCAUACUUAGAUAGCGGCAGUAGAGAGGUGUGUUGCAUGCAUGGCCUGCCACAUGUGAACUGGCCCGGCGCAUGCAUGGCCGCACCGGUUGGUCGUUAGUUGCUGGUUUGUAACCAUAGUACAGCAUUUUGAGCUAUCUAGCUGAGCCGCAUGGCUGUACAACUGAACACUUCUGGACGGCAUGCGCGCAUUGACAGGCCUAAUAGGCAGAGGGCAGAGAGCGAUCAUUGUUGUGGGGUGAGGGAUGAGGCACACCUCCGGGAGAAGCCCUCGCAUCCCCUCCCUACUUCUGUGAGCGGCGUGACUGAGCACGAGUGGGGUCUUUUGAGGCUAGGUUUGAUCACUUCAUGAUUUUUCAUCUAAGUUGUUGCUUGUCUUUGUGAGUGGUGUUGCGUCUGCCUCCCUUCUGUGGAUGCUAGCUCAGGAGUGUGUUGGGUCAAGAUGGGCCGUGUAACUGUACUGACCAUAGCUAUCGAGUGAGGGGAGAUGGAUGCACGGGCGGCUGCUGUCUUGUCGCGCCCCAACACCGGCUUGAGUGUGCAGUCCGCACACAGGUGCCGGUAGGUGUUCAAGCCGGUGUUGGGGCGCGACAACGCAACACCCACCGAAUUGUCUUUUAAACCCUAAAACCCUAAAUCCCUCGUUGUUGCUAGUGGGCUAGGUCGUUUGGGGGGCACCACUGGAGGUUUUAUUGCUGGCGAGUGCGUGCGCAUGGCUGGUGAGGACAUCGGCAGCCGACAUGCCUUGCCAUGACGGUUAAAUGUUCCAUGCGCUAAAUGUGUAUAGCAUUUAGGCAGCUGCACCAAUGCAUGUAACAAAGG